Astrephomene gubernaculifera is the source of this 1252-nucleotide messenger RNA. NCBI's taxonomy places the organism in Eukaryota, Viridiplantae, Chlorophyta, Chlorophyceae, Chlamydomonadales, Astrephomenaceae. The record is from the annotation of a GenBank genome assembly.
GUCUCGGCUUAGCAUGAGCCGCAUACCAGAGGACAGCCUGGUGCCGCCUUCGAGCCUGGAGGCUGUUGCCAGCGAACGCAGCGACUUCACGAGGCAAGCGUCUGGCGCCGUGUCAGCGAUUCCUGGCGGGCCGUCUUUCCGGAACAGUGUCACCUUGCGCCGUACGAGUUCCAACAACAUUGAACGUACAGCUUCGCAAGAAGUCGGCUUCUGUCCAGACGCUGAUACGGCUUCGGUCGUGAACCCCCCGGGCAUGCCAAGUGUCUUCUCCACGGCAGGUGCAGAGAGCCAAGCUGCAGCGGUAGCAGGCGCACCUGCAGCAGGCAGUGGCCUCGGAGGCAGUCCCUGGCCGAAGCGCUUGCCGCUGGUGCUGGUGGAUGAUGCCCAAACCAAGCUGAGCUUCGUGCAGGCUUACCGGCAUUUCGGCAGGAUACUCGUUGGUAGCCAUGAGUUUGCCGGUGUAGACGGGAUGCCUCAGCCUGACCCAUGGGUCAGCGUUAUGGCGGUCCAAGCCCCGAAGCACCCGGACUAUGCUCCAUUGAGACAGGCACGGGUCAGCUGCCAACACGUCGCAAUGUGCGCUGGUGUGCACUCCCUGGGCGCAGUAAUCAACAUGAUGCUUCAAGCCAAACAGGCAUUGAGCAGCCCAUCGGCCUCGUCGGCCUCAGCACGGGUCACACGGGACGCUCCGUCGAAGCCAGCUCGUCUGGAGGCACAGCUGUGCAUCUCAUCGGUCCAGCUCAAGGUUGUCAUGGAGGAGAAGCCGCGGCGCUUGCACCCUAGGCCGGGCCCGCUGAAACCCGGCCUUACGGAGCUGACGGCAGUCCACCUUCACGAGAUUUCAGCUGUCGUCAAACCAGCGAGCGAUCCGCUGCCCGUCGCUCACGGUGGCCUGACCGUUGACGUCGGCAUCAGUGAUGUGCAGGUGCAGGACCUCCAAGGCUGCAUCGAGCACCGCAACGUGCUGGCCGCCAAUGGCCUUGCCUCUGAGCCGGGCGGCGACGGCAAGGGAUCGCCCAAUCCAUCGCAAAGUGGCGAGUCGUUGCCCAACCAGGACCCUUCCCGGUCUUGCCGAGUUGAGGUGUUCUGCGGCAUUUCGUCCACGCCUGCUGUCCCGACACGGUUGGUCGUGGGUGUGCACGACCCGCGUCUCACAUGGCUUCGCCGUUACAGCAACAACUUGUCGUACGCCGUGGGCGCGGUACUUAAGGCCUACCGCAGCGCCGUGGAACGCCAAGGCAAGAGUUCCUCG